AUGUCCUCAGGUGCUGCAUUCAUCGUGGCUUUCAUGGUUGUGUCCGUCGCUUCAUCACAGAUUCUAUAUUCGCCUCAGGGCUUCGGUGGCUACAAUUCUUACGCAUCUCCGUAUGGAAUGGGUCAAUACGGACAAAUGGGACAAAUGGGUGGCUAUGGAGCCAUGGCGGGGAUGGGAGGGUAAGUAAAACAAUUUUCUGAGCUUUUAGAGUGGUUUUUGGCAUCUUGACGUUUUCGCUGCGGGACCGAAAAAGUCUGUGUUUCGCCACGAAAACUUAAAGGUGGCUGAUCAUAACGCGUACAGUAAUUUCGACACUUUUCAGCUAUCCCUACGGCUACAACAGCAUGUAUGGCCAAGGAAUGAGCGGCAUGGGCGGCAUGGGCUACGGCAGUGGAAUGGGAAUGGGCGGCAUGAGUGGGAUGAGCGGCAUGAGCGGGUACGGUUAUCCCUAUAGUCGGCUCGGCAGCUCGUUUGUUGGUCGCACUCCUUUUGCGGUCCCCAUGGAUGCCUUGGGCAAGAAGAAGAAGCAUUAA
Bursaphelenchus xylophilus (pine wood nematode) is the source of this 533-nucleotide messenger RNA. Lineage: Eukaryota; Metazoa; Nematoda; Chromadorea; Rhabditida; Aphelenchoididae. The record is from the annotation of a GenBank genome assembly.